Molecule: messenger RNA, 2304 nt
Organism: Colletotrichum chrysophilum
Lineage: Eukaryota; Fungi; Ascomycota; Sordariomycetes; Glomerellales; Glomerellaceae
Exons: 1
Coding region: 1-2304 (767 amino acids)
Molecular function (GO): oxidoreductase activity
Source: RefSeq, a predicted model, not a curated record
AUGUCAGGCUUAGGGUGCGCAAGGCAUCUGGAUGGCCUCGUCCAACAGUAUUCGGAACAAUUUGGUGCCCUGGGAGAAGCACCUCCAGAAAUCAUCGUCCUCGAAGGUCGCGGCCGUAUUGGUGGGAGAGUCUAUUCGAGGGAAUUCAAGUCGAAGCCGAAGACUCCGCUUCCUGAUUUCGUUGACAAGAGACAUACUGCUGAGAUGGGCGGUAUGAUCAUCACAGGAUUCCAUCGUGGCAAUCCAAUGAACAUUCUUGUACGCGGCCAACUGAGCCUGCCUUACCGUGCCUUGCGAUCAGCGACAACCAUUUACGACUCGAACGGCAAGCCCGUAGACCAUACGAGGGAUACUCUAGUUGAGGAGCUGUACAAUGACUGUCUAGACCGCGUGAGCGAGUUCAAAUGGAAAACGCAACCCUCGAAACGCAUCGAGGGCAAUCGGGACGCGGUCAAUGAGGGGCGGGAUGCCAACAGUGAUGGGCACAGGACAAUCGCUCAAGCUGAGGAAGAAGCUGCGGCUCUCCCACACGCCCCUCCCGUGUCUCAGCAGAAUGUGCCUGAGAGAGUCAACAUGGUGCCCGUAUCCUCUGAUAAGCUGACUGGGCGCGUCCAUACCCAGCCUGGAACACCGGGAAUCCUCAAAGCAGGCGAGAAGGCAAAGGCCAUGGGGUGGACUCUCAAGAACGGGUUAUCAAAUGAGGCCAACAUCGAUCUCGGCAAUGCUACUCGCAUGCCCGACGCGACGCUUGGCACAAUAUUUGACGAAGCUGUUGUUCAGUAUCGCAACAUCAUUGAUCUGACAUCACAGGACCACCGCUUGCUUAAUUGGCAUGUCGCCAACCUCGAAUACAGCAAUGCUACGGACAUGUACCAUCUUAGUCUGGGUGGCUGGGACAUUGAUGCUGGUAAUGAGUUUGAAGGCGAUCAUACGAUGAUCGUGGGUGGAUAUCAGAGCGUUCCCCGGGGCCUCCUGCAUUGUCCUACGCCUCUGGACGUUCGUACUAGGUCGCCCGUUGACAAGAUUGUCUACAGCCUUGAGGAGAAUGGUCGUGCGAAUGUUCACUGCGAAGAUGGAGAAACCGUGGAGGCUGACUACGUUAUCUCGACCAUACCUCUGGGUGUCCUAAAGCAGGGCAACGUCACCUUUGAACCGCCUUUGCCAGAAUGGAAGAGCGAAGCCAUCAAUCGCAUUGGGUACGGCGUGUUAAACAAAGUGGUCCUGGUUUACGAAGAACCAUUCUGGGAUACCCAGAGACACAUCUUUGGCGUUUUGCGAGAUGCAACGAACCGUCACAGCGUCAAUCAGCGCGACUACAACUCACAGCGUGGACGCAUGUUCCAGUGGUUCAAUGUAACCCAGACAACGGGCCUCCCCUGUCUUGUUGCGUUGAUGGCGGGCGAGGCUGGCUUUGACACCCAAUACAAUAGCAAUGACAACCUCAUUGCUGAGGCGACGGGAGUUCUGCGGAGCAUCUUUGGUGCCAAGGUGCCUCACCCCGUCGAAGCCAUUGUCACAAGAUGGUCAGCGGAUAGGUUUGCCCGAGGAAGCUACUCCUCAGCAGGUCCGGAUAUGCAACCGGGAGAUUACGACGCCAUGGCUCGUCCCAUGGGCAAUUUAUUCUUCGCUGGAGAGCACACGAUAGGAACACAUCCAGCCACCGUUCAUGGAGCCUACCUAUCCGGUCUGCGAGCCGCGUCCGAGGCCCUGGAGUCGAUGCUUGGGCCAAUUGACGUGCCAACGCCCUUAGUUCUUUCCAAGGAAAGCAUCUCAAAUAAACGAAAGGAGAUGGACAGGCCCAAGGACCCCGAAGAAGCCCACAGAGAAGCCUACGAGCUCGCCACCUGGGAGUACAUCAGGUCUCAGAUUGGCGAACGGCCCGAGCAACCCCGCAAAGCAGCGGCGAACGCUUAUGUGCUCUUUAGCAAGGCCAUAUUCGAAAUUGCGCGGCAAAAGUGCGAUGCCGAGCGAUCCCACAAGAAGAAGGCUGCUCCGAAUGAAGUGCGGACCAUGACUUCCAAGAUGUGGAAGGCUACUCCCCUUGAGGAGAGAAAGCCAUUUGAGGAUAAAGCCACUGAAAUGAAGGCGGAAUAUGCAGACGCUGUCAAAGUAUACGAGGAGAAGUCGGCGCAGUGGGAAAAGGAUUACGUCGAGCACGAGAAGACAUAUCACGCGGAGCACCCUUUCCUACCCUUGCACCAGGCCAAUGGAGAUGAGUCCAACAGAGAGGGAAGCGCGAAUAAGUAUCGCCGAACCAAGCAUGUCAGCUAUGCCGAAAGUGACGGCAGCGAUAUGGAGUUCUGA